Molecule: messenger RNA, 2829 nt
Organism: Carassius auratus (goldfish)
Lineage: Eukaryota; Metazoa; Chordata; Actinopteri; Cypriniformes; Cyprinidae
Product: integrin beta-1-like
Exons: 16
Coding region: 161-2539 (792 amino acids)
Biological process (GO): cell-matrix adhesion; cell migration; integrin-mediated signaling pathway
Cellular component (GO): cell surface; focal adhesion; synapse
Molecular function (GO): integrin binding; fibronectin binding; C-X3-C chemokine binding
Source: RefSeq, a predicted model, not a curated record
AAAGUCAAUGAUUAACUGUCUCUUUCAUUGUUCUGAGUCAGAGACACUCCUGUUUGCCUGUCCUUUUUUAACGGCAACCUACUUUUUGGUGCAAAGAGUACACUUAUCAAACUAAAAGAGUCAAGAUUAUUAAUGCACAAUUUUUCACAAUACAAUUUAUAUGGAUAUGAAGGUGCUAUUAAUAUCAGUUCUACUAGGAUUUGUCCCUCAUGUCAGAUCGAAAACAGACAGCAAUAUAUGUAUUUCUGCAAACGCCAAAACAUGUGGAGAGUGUAUUCAGAUCGAGCCACAGUGUGCGUGGUGCAAAGAUCCUGGUUUCAAACAUUCACGUUGUGAUGACAGAGACUCUCUGGAAAAGGUUGGGUGCACUCCACUCGGCAUAGAAAACCCUCGAGGAACGGUCACCAUUGACAAAAACAAACCCGUCACAAACCGUAAAGUUGAUGGAGGACAGAAUCUGAGGCCUGAUGAGAUCACCCAGAUCCAGCCACAAAAACUCACCCUGAACCUACGAUCAGGUGAAUCACAGAAGUUUACUCUCAAGUUCAAGAGGGCAGAAGAUUAUCCCAUCGAUCUGUACUUCCUGAUGGACCUCAGCGACUCCAUGGACAUAAAUCUUAAAAAUGUCAAGAACCUGGGAACCGAACUUGCCAGAGAGAUGCAGCACAUCACAAAAGACCUGCGGAUAGGUUUUGGUUCAUUCUUGGAGAAACUGGUUAUGCCUUACAUUCUGAUGACACCGAAGUUUCUGAAGAACCCAUGUUUUCCAAGACACUGCUCACCACCCUUCAGCUACAAAAAUGUCCUAAAUUUGACUGACGAUGGUGCAUUGUUCACCCAAGAGGUCAGCAAGCAGCAAACCUCUGGAAACCUGGACUUCCCAGAGGCAGGAUUUGAUGCAAUCAUGCAAGCUGCUGUCUGCACGGAAGUGAUCGGCUGGAGGAAUGUUACUCGCCUCCUUGUGUUCUCCACGGAUGCUGGAUUCCAUUUUGCUGGAGAUGGAAAACUGGGUGGCAUUGUUCGACCAAAUGAUGGGAAAUGCCAUCUGGAGAAUAAUAUGUACACCAUGAGCAAUUUCUUUGACUACCCCUCCAUCUCUCAGCUGGUAGACACACUGAGUGACAACAACAUUCAGACCAUCUUCGCUGUGACACAGCAAUUCAGAGAUCUUUAUCAGGAGCUUUCUGCUCUAAUCCCUAAAUCAGCAGUGGGGACACUGUCUACCAACUCUUCCAAUGUCAUCCAGCUCAUCAUUGAUGCAUAUAAUUCUUUGUCCUCAGAGGUCAUUCUGGAGAACAGUAGGCUCCCGGAAAAUGUGUCCAUCUCCUACAUCUCCCACUGCAAGAAUGGAGUGAGUCAAGAAGGAGAAAAUGGGAGAAAGUGCUCUGACAUCUCCAUCGGGGACGAGGUGAUGUUUGACAUAGAAAUCACGGCUAAGGGCUGUCCAUCUAAAGGUAAAUCAGAGACUAUAAAGAUCAACCCGCUGGGCUUCAGCGAGAAGGUGGAGAUCGUCCUCAACUUCAUCUGCGAAUGUGAGUGUCGUAAAGAAGGAAUCCAAAACAGUCCCGAGUGUAGCGACGGCAAUGGCACUCUGGAGUGUGGAAUAUGCAGGUGUAAUGAAGGCCGAUUAGGCAGAUUAUGUGAGUGCAGCCAAGACGAGGUCCCAACUGACGAUCUGGACGCGAAAUGCCGCGGGGAUAACAAAUUGGACAUCUGCAGCAACAAUGGAGAAUGUGUCUGUGGAACAUGCGAGUGCAAGAAAAGAGAAAACCCAGAGGAGAUAUACAGCGGAAAGUUCUGUGAGUGUGACAACUUCAGCUGUGACCGCUCCAACAACCAGCUCUGCGGAGGUCAUGGCCGGUGUGAGUGCAAAAAGUGUAUCUGUGACGCUAACUACACCGGAAGUGCUUGCGACUGCUCAUUGGACACCUCAACCUGCCUGGCCAGUAACAAACAGAUCUGUAACGGUCGGGGCAUCUGUGAGUGCGGCGUGUGUAAAUGUACCGACCAAAAAUUUGAAGGUCCAACCUGUGAAAUCUGCCCAAACUGCUCCAGAAUUUGCAAUCAACACAAGGACUGUGUUGAGUGCAGACAAUUUCACACGGGUAGCAAGAAACAAACAUGUGAGGAAGACUGUAGAUCCUUCAAUAUUACAUUAGUGAAGACUAAGGAGGAACUUCCUCAGCCGAAUGGCCAGCCCAUCAAUACAUGCAAAGAGCGCGACGUUGACGACUGCUGGUUCUUCUUCACCUACACAACCAAAAACGAUGACAGCUUCGAUGUCUUUGUGGCUGACAUAAAGGAGUGUCCCUCUGGCCCUGAUAUCAUCCCCAUUGUGGCGGGUGUGGUCACAGGAAUCGUUCUGAUUGGUUUAGCACUUCUGCUCAUCUGGAAGCUGCUCAUGAUUAUUCAUGACCGCAGAGAGUUCACCAAGUUCGAGAAAGAGAAGAUGAAUGCCAAAUGGGACACAGGUGAAAACCCCAUCUACAAGAGUGCUGUGACAACUGUGGUGAACCCCAAAUAUGAGGGAAAAUUAUAGAUCUUAAGGAUGGCUUGGAGCAAUGGUUCCCAACCGGUCUUUGCUUCAUCGCCCAUAUUUUGCAUUGGUGACCUAAUACAGUAUCAUAAAUUGUAUUUAAUGUAAUCAGGGGCAUGUUGUGACAUUGGACAAAAACACCUUUUUGGAUGCCAACAACAAUUUUAUCAACGCUUUAAAAUUUUGAUAAACUAUUUAUUUUGUGGUUUUAGUGUUUGCCUUCUGUCCAUUACCCAGUCAAAUGCAUUUUUUGAGUCCUAGCCUACCAGUUGAGAACUUAAUUGUAAGCUAGU